Messenger RNA from Talpa occidentalis (Iberian mole), 1983 nucleotides. RefSeq names its product ceramide synthase 5 (gene CERS5). The coding region runs from base 7 to 1185 and encodes 392 amino acids. The record is from RefSeq and is a predicted model, not a curated record. NCBI's taxonomy places the organism in Eukaryota, Metazoa, Chordata, Mammalia, Eulipotyphla, Talpidae. The transcript is spliced from 10 exons. Gene Ontology annotation, molecular function: DNA binding; sphingosine N-acyltransferase activity. Gene Ontology annotation, cellular component: membrane. Gene Ontology annotation, biological process: ceramide biosynthetic process.
CGUAAGAUGGCGACGGAGGCGGCGGGCGCCCUGGGCCUGCUGUGGGGCUGGCUGUGGAGCGAGCGCUUCUGGCUGCCCCGGAACGUGAGCUGGGCGGACCUCGAGGGCCCGGGCGACGGCGCCGGCUACCCGCGGGCCCGGCACAUCCUCUCGGUGUUCCCGCUGGCGGCGGGCGUGUUCUCCGUUAGGCUGCUCUUCGAGCGGUUUAUUGCCAAACCCUGUGCACUCCAUGUUGGCAUCCAGGAUGUUCGUCUACAUCAGGCUCAACCCAAUGCCAUCCUUGAAAAGGUGUUCCUAUCUAUCACCAAGGAUCCUGAUGAGAAAAGGCUAGUGGGCCUGUCAAAGCAACUGGACUGGGAUGUCCGAAAAAUCCAACACUGGUUUCGCCAUCGGAGGAAUCAGGACAAGCCCCCAACGCUCACUAAAUUCUGUGAAAGCAUGUGGAGGUUCACUUUUUAUUUAUGUAUAUUCUGCUAUGGAAUUCGAUUUCUCUGGACGUCACCUUGGUUCUGGGACACGCGACAGUGCUGGCACAGUUACCCCUAUCAGCCUCUCACAAGUGGGCUUUAUUACUACUACAUCAUGGAAUUGGCCUUCUAUUGGUCUCUUAUGUUUUCUCAGUUUACAGACAUUAAAAGAAAGGACUUCCUGAUCAUGUUUGUGCAUCACUUGGCCACCAUCGGGCUCAUUUCCUUCUCCUAUAUCAACAACAUGGUUCGGGUGGGCACUCUGGUCAUGUGUCUACAUGACGUCUCAGACUUUUUGCUGGAGGCAGCUAAGCUGGCCAAUUAUGCCAAGUAUCAGCGUCUCUGUGACACCCUUUUUGUGGUUUUCAGCGCUGUUUUUGUGGUCACUCGUCUGGGAAUCUAUCCAUUCUGGAUUCUGAACACGACCCUCUUUGAGAGUUGGGAGAUGAUUGGACCUUAUCCCUCUUGGUGGCUCUUCAAUGGCCUUCUCCUGAUCCUACAGGUUCUGCAUGUCAUCUGGUCCUAUCUGAUCGCCCGAAUUGCUUUUAAAGCCUUGAUCCGGGGAAAGGUAUCUAAAGAUGAUCGCAGUGAUGUUGAGAGCAGCUCGGAGGAAGAAGAUGUGACCACCAACACAAAAAGCCCCUGUGGGCGCAGCUCCACUAACGGUGCCAAGCUGGUGAAUGGUCACAUGGGAGGCAGCUAUUGGGCUGAAGAGUAAAGUGGUGGAUGUGGGGACUUCAGCUCACAAGGACUCGUAGGGCCACAGGCCACCUAUUCCUCUUGGGCCUCCCCUCAUCUACACUCCUGUGACUAAGGGGUCUGCAAGGCAUUAAGGAGAAUCGAAGAAACAAAUGUUUUCACUUUUUAAAAAAAAAAAAAAAAAACCUCUGCCAUUUUGUAUUUAAUAGCCUCCAGGUUCUCUCAGUAAUGUUAUUUGCUGUGUGUAUAUUUGUGUGCGAGUGUGUGUGUGCAUGCGCGCGUGUGGGUGGGGGGCAUGCGCGCAUGCAUUUGUGCAUAUGCUUGAGUUCCAUUGCCUCGGUUGGGGCACAGUCUGGACUGGGGUUUCUAGGCCUUGCCUGGUCCCUCUUUGAACCCACCCUAAUUCCAGAUUUGCUGCAUCUCGAUUUAGGCCGGCUCCUGACUGUCCCCUUUUGCAGCCCAUGGCUCUUGAGGCUCUCGCCAUCUGGAUGGCGCAACCGGGUUUAGUUCCAGCUAUUCUGGCUGUUCCUCUUUUGGAGUUGGAAUAUUUCAUUGAAGUGGUAUAGAAACAGAUAAGAAUGGACGGACGGUUAGAUUCUAUGGCCCCUAGCUAGAUAACCUUCCUACCACCUGGUAGCGACACGGACAGCUGCUGAUACCCUGCUCUUUACUCAAUGGUACGCAGGGAGAGGGGGGUGGGAGAGGGUGCGCUGAGGGCUGGAGGACAACAGCCACUGGGUGAGCUGUUGACGGUUUAUAUUAUUGUUUACUCUUCUCUGAUUAAAAGUGCUUCAACCCUCUGCUGUCUCAGCUUCUU